AUGCAGUUGGAAGGCAAAGAAGAGGCUGACAUGUCAAUUGAGAAACCAAGCGAUGUCACGCCAUUGGACCCAGCGUUCUCAUCCAGAUUUGUUGAAACGUCACUAGAGGGCGGUAGGGAGCAUUCUAAGACGUUUUAUGCGCCCUGGUCGGAGCGCUCCUGCUCCCUCACCGCCACUGGGCAGCGGCCCUUUGAUGGCAUGAGCUUUAAUGCAAUAUCCACGCCGGGGAACAAACAGACGAAGGCAUUAACGUCUGCGUUCAAGAAAGGGAGGGGCCGUAAAGGUCGCAAUGAGGCGCAGGUGCCUUUGCUGGUGGAAAAAACAAUGGAAGCGUUGGAGGAGAAGGCACUUGAUACAAACACGGCGGAUUAUAAUUCCGAAAAUUUGGAUGCGAUUUUCGCAAAGUUGGAGGAGGUGCCGGCGGUGGCGGAUGGACGGACGCAUUUGCAGGUGCUUGACACCUCUGCAAGGGCACGGCCACCAUGGUGGCUGCGCCGGUGGACGGAGUUGAAGCUGUUUCUAAAUAGCACUUCAGUGCGAGGGAAGUCCAUUGACAGUGUGAUUGGCAUGGCAAUGGAUCAGUUGGACGCCGAUGUGGAUGCGGUGCGGGUCCUCGGGAAGGAACUUGCUGAUAACAAGGACGUCGACCUUUGUCAACUCAGCGCAAGCAGGGUUGAGCAGAUUGAACAAGAGGAGGAAGGCGAGAAGGAAAGGAAUUUGCUGCUGCCCCCAUUACUUCCGGAGGAUGAGCGGAAGAGAACAAGCACAGGGGCGAGUGGGGAACAUGCUACUAGUGAAAUGUUAGCGCAACUUGUGCCGCCAUGGCUGUAUGCUGAUACGGGAAGGCGCAUGACGCAGCAGCUAUCACAGACCCUUGCGGUUGUGCAAAAGAAAUUAGUUGAAAAGAUGUCCGACGAUGUGGAAGGGGCGGAGAUGAGACUCUUGGGAAUUUUUAAUUGUGGCGGGUAUGACGGGACACAGCGCGUUUUUGUGUGUCCGGCGGUGCAGCGUCUGCAUGCGUCUGUCGUGCGGAAGUCCAUUCUUAUGGACUUGUUUGCUUCGCAGACGAAUCUGCGUCAGAAGCGGGCCCAACUUAUAAGCGAUGGAUUUUGGACGCAGACACCACGGAUCCAUGCGGAUUACCUCACGGAUGAGGAUAUUCGACCAUUGUACGACCCCACCACUUUACAUCUGCUAGGCUCCAAUGACCGCUCUUCUCCGACGAAAACAGGAGGGAGCUCUCCGAAUGAUCACUCUCUUUUUAUUCACAUUGACUACAUCCGUUUUCGGCCGACUGCAAAUUCUGCGUGGCAGCAUGCUGGUGAAGCUUCCAUAGCAGAUGUCGCAUCACCUUGGUGGGAUGGACGAAAUAUUGAUGCGGGCAUCACAAACACCCUGUCAAUGGACUCGGCAGGCAAUCACCAGCCCCAGAACAACGGCAAUGCCAAGUCAUUGGUGACCUUCACUCAGGAGGAGCGAAUUGUCUCCGAUUUAUUGGACAAAUACGAGCAGUACCGCAUGGUGGAGUUAAAUUUUUUGCCGCAUCUAAAGAGUCGUCGCUUUUACAAGGAACAGCUGGAGAACUUGGAGCGGCAGCCUUGCCAUACAGAAGAACAGAAAAAACUCAAAGCCUUGCUGUUGCGGCUUUUAAAUCUCACAUGUGAACUUGAGCGUGUGUAUCUUAAAGAGAUGGUGUCUGCCUGGCGACGAAUUGCGCGGCUGCGUGGUGAAAACCCAGAUGACUGUUUUGCCCCAUUUCCGCCUUCCAGCGUCGGGGCAACUCCGAACGAAGAGAGUACGCCCUUUUCUCCCUCCAAUCCGACGUCACAGAGGGAUGGUGUCGAGGGGAUUGGAUUACGGCGAGGUUUCUUGGGUCUCUCCGAGGGAGCCGUAUCGCUGUUGAGUGACGGUCCAUCAGAGCUACAGGUGCAGAUGCCGACCAAUGCACGUCUCCGUAUGUACUCGCGGUAUCACGGCGAGGGUGCGGUAAUGACUCCCAUUCAGGAAGAAAAUUUAUUAGAAUACACGCCGGUUAUUGAGGGGGUGAUAGCACCCCCACAUGUGCUUGUUGACGGAGGGUCACAAGUGGGCGAGAAUGGCGUGACGUCACCAUCACCAUCGUCACCGCCGCAGGUUUUUUUGCCGUCGUCUACACUGCAAAACAGCAAGUCGACUCUGUUUCAGGUACUUGUUUUCUUUCGAACGAACUUUGUUGUUCCUCCACAUUUCGUGGGGUGCACGGCCCCACGAGCACUGAAUUCUUCAAAGUUGCUUUUUUUAAACGAGACCUUUGAGUUACGCACGUUACAGGAACCCCAAGAGAUCCUCCUUCACAUUCUCUCCGUGCGAGGGGGAUCGGAUGGUGAUUGUGUGAUUGCCACCGUCAGUGUUUUCCCUUCACUUACUCGGGCGCAUCUGUUGCUUCCGUUACGGGCUCCUAUUUCCUUUUCAUACCGUGGCACGACCUACAGAAAGCACGGAGGUGGUGUCUUACCAGGCCUCGUUUCACUCUCAACAACAUGGACUACGAUAAAAGGAAUGACGGUGGAGGAAAUUGAAGGCCUAUUCCUGCGCGGUGACGCGGACCCGUUAGAUCCACAGCAUGGACCCUUGUUGGCCACACUGAAAGCCCAUUACAUGGAAUUACGAGGAAACACAACGACGCUGCCUGCAAGGGCAGACGUUCCUUUGCCAGGACUCAGCGAAGGUGCCACGUCAGGGAUGAGACAUCGAGGGCAUCGUCCAAGUACCACCACUAGACCACCACAUCCUCUGGAAGGUGCAAAUUGGAGCAAACGGUUGGAGCUGCUUCACCGGCGUUGGUUGUUUUACAUGGCAGGUGUCACUCUGCAGGACGCAGUGGAGGCCCGUCUUUUUUCUCAGCCUGUCCCACUGGAGGAAUUUGAAUGUUAUGAGUUACAGAGCCGUGUAGAACGUGAGGCUCAAAGUGAAAGACGUAAAUUGAAGUUUAAGAUACCUUCUGAUGCACAGUCUCUUGGCGAUGCGGAGGUGGAUUUGUUGCCCAAAGUAUUUAUUCUUAGCCCACUUUCAUCCAAGGAGAAACUUCAUCUGUGGCAAGAGCGUCUGCGCCGCCUCAAGGCACGCCGCACAUCCUCCCGCAAGUUGGAGGAUCAUGAGCUUCUGGAGCGGCACGUUAUUUUACCAAAACUACGACCGGUGAAGGGCAUCCACUUGACUCCGGAAAGUCAACUCAAUCCUCGACGUGAGGCGCGGCCUAAGGUUGACAAAAUAACUCGAGAAUCGCUUGUGGUGAAGCAAGACUCACGCAUUGUUGUGCACAUCAUGAGGGCGACAACGCUGCCCCAGCGCUCUGAUGGCACCCCAUUGGAGCCUUUUGUUGAGGUCGGUUUUGUCUGUGAAACCGUGGUCUCGCGCAGUGAGGUCGGUACAUCACCUUCAUGGUUUGAGACCCUCAACAUUCCCUUUUCUCCUCCCGACUUUGACGAUGAAACACUCUCCUUGAUUGAGGACGACAUUGUUGUAUCCGUGUAUGACAAGGUUGAGAUUCCAAUGGCUUCAACUUCACUGGUAACGGGCGUGGUUUCUCAUGAGACGCACUACCGAACAGAGCGUCGCCUACUGGGGAAGUUGCGUUUGCCCUUUUUUACCCUCUACGAGGCGGAUCAAGCGCGUGUGGAAGGGCAGUUUCCUCUAUCAACGCCACGAUGGGUGCUUGGGUAUCUUCCAGAUGGAACUGACGCGACCGCUGCCAUUAACCCAUUAAAAUUGCUUCGCGGUGAAUCGACUCAUUCACACCCGUCUAUACAAUUGUACAUUGCGCUUUGGCCACCACUUCGUCACGCUACGUCUAGAGAAAUGGACCAGUCCACCAUUUCACGGCUUUUGACGCAACUGAAUGUUUCGGCGCAACUCCAUUAUUUACAUGGGAUUGCGAUGAAAUGGAGACGUGAUGCCUUGAUAAGGAUCAAAGCUCUCUCUUCAGUGAACCCCGUGGCUCAAAUGCGAGAGAUUGAACCCUUUGUGUUUUGUACAACGGGGGAUUUAACUCUUGUGUGCCGUUAUCUCCUUGCGAAUGGUGGUCCACCGCCGUUGACCACAAGAACAGUGGAGGAGGCGAUUCGAUUUGUCUCAUUAUUGCCGUUUUGUAUUGACACUCUUACAUGGGGUGAUAAAGAUGUUUGGAGCACAAACGCGGAGUUUCUCCGUAUUAGAGAAGGGGACUAUGAGGAACUUUCUCUUUUACUGGCCCAUUUCUUGCGUUUUCUUGCACCAGAGGAGGCGACAUUUGUGGUGACAGGCAGAGGUGUCGUCCAUCACCAUGUGGUGAUGGUUUUGCACUCCUUUGGGGGUGAGCUUCGUCUCAUCGACCCACGUGCCGGUUGUGUUUGCCCUGUGCAUGAUCCUCAUCUCACUUUUUUUCGUGAUGUGCACAUGGUAGUGUCGCACAAUCAGCUGUGGGCAAAUGUUCAGUUGAGUGGUGCCCCACAUCGGAUGGAAUGGAAUUUAAACGACCGACGCUUUUGGCUGCCAUGCUUUGAACACGAGGACGAAAAUGUGAGGGCCUGUUUACCCUACAUCGCCGCAAUACAGCGACAGUUUUUGCUGUUUUCUAUGCCAGAUCCACAGAAGGAGCGGGAGAUUGAGCAGCAGUUGCACAAGGCCGUUCGUCGUGCUCUGGUUGGGUGGCGCAAUAAUCGACGGCUUGCAUUUCAUCACGGCGUCGUCCCAAUCCUUCAGGCUCUUCUUAGGGAUGCCGAGGAUGAACUUUGCCAGUAUGCCAGUGUGCGUCGUGAGGCCGUGACGAUGCGUGCCAGAGAGAUGUUGAAUGAUUACUUUGGCGACGAGUUGCUGAAGGAUCCCUUCCAAAGUGACCAAUGGCGAGGGGAGCACCGCAGUCAAGCUGCCGGUGGCGACUUCCGAGUGGAUGUAAAAAGGCCCAGAAUCUGCAUUAUGGGAAGCCCCGUGAAUGCCGCCUAUGAACCCAAUGACACAAGUUAUCAAUCUAUUCUGCAGCAGGUGUUCGAGACUGCAGUGCAUGAGGUGGGUACGAAUACGGUUAGUUUUGCGAUUGGUGUUUACGUCAAGGGAUACACCAGCGAUGUUUACUCCAUGUGGGUGUUUCUGGUGGCACUUUAUGAGGUUUCGGUCUCUUCUUCAUAUUAA
Messenger RNA from Trypanosoma cruzi, 5145 nucleotides. RefSeq lists its product as uncharacterized. The transcript has a single exon. NCBI's taxonomy places the organism in Eukaryota, Euglenozoa, Kinetoplastea, Trypanosomatida, Trypanosomatidae. Gene Ontology annotation, cellular component: ciliary transition zone. Gene Ontology annotation, biological process: non-motile cilium assembly; protein localization to ciliary transition zone. The coding region runs from base 1 to 5145 and encodes 1714 amino acids. The record is from RefSeq and is a predicted model, not a curated record.